Molecule: messenger RNA, 1098 nt
Organism: Ostreococcus lucimarinus CCE9901
Lineage: Eukaryota; Viridiplantae; Chlorophyta; Mamiellophyceae; Mamiellales; Bathycoccaceae
Exons: 1
Biological process (GO): protein phosphorylation
Molecular function (GO): protein binding; protein kinase activity; ATP binding
Source: RefSeq, a predicted model, not a curated record
GACUACGACAAUCGGACGCCGUUGCACGUCGCGGCGAGCGAGGGGUCGUUUGCGGUGGCGGACUGGUUAGUAAAAUCUGGAGUGACGAUCAAUCCAGUCGAUAGAUGGGGGUCGACGCCGUUAGAAAGCGCGGUCUACGGUAAUCACAGCGACUUGGUGAAGAUGCUCGCGAAGAACGGCGCCAAGAUCAAAGACAGGGUCAGUGGCACGUUUGUGCCGCUGGAGGAGUCGCAUCUUUCCGGGGUGUUCCAUACGCAGCUCCCGGCGGAUACGAUGGCGUGGGAAAUUCCCGAUGGUGAGUUCUCAAACGUCGCGGAAAUCGGCGCCGGCGCGUUCGGUGUCGUGUACAGCGGCUUGUGGCGAGGCACGCGCGUGUGCUUGAAGCAGUUGCACAAGCACCUCAACGCGGACGAAGUCGCGCAGGCGGAAUUUAGAUUGGAACUGAAGAUAAUGCAGCAGCUGCAUCAUCCGCACAUCGUGCAAUUUCUGGGCACCACCGUCUCCGACGACGGGUUGACUUCCAUAGUGAGCGAAUACAUGUCGGGUGGAAGCUUGGAGACGCUCUUCAGAAACGACGAAAUCUUUCCGCUGAAGCUAUCGACGAAGAUGGCGCUCGAUUGCGCGAGAGGAAUGGCGUACCUUCACGGUCGCUCGCCUCUUCCCGUGAUUCAUCGUGAUUUGAAGCCGGGAAACUUGAUGUUGACCGCGAAUAGAACGCUCAAGAUUGGUGAUUUCGGCCUCUCCAAGACGUUGUCGGUGCGCAACAAGCUUCCGCAAGAAAUGUCGCAAGCGUUUAACAUGACGGGCGAGACCGGAUCGUACCGAUACAUGGCCCCAGAAGUUUUCCGCCACGAGUUCUACGGUCCAGCCGUAGACGUGUACGCGGCAUCGAUGAUUUACUACCAGCUCUUCAGUUUCCAACAACCAUUCGCCGGUCGAAAUCCCGUCGACGCGUGCAGGGCGGCGAGCCUGGAGAACCUGCGGCCGCCCAUUCGUGAGGGUUACAUGCCCCCCGAGCUCGCCGCCCUCGUCGCUCGCAUGUGGGAUCCUUUGGUGAAAAAGCGUCCGAGUUUCUUGGAAAUCAUCGCUGAAUUAGAA